UAUUUGCGUACUCUUCCUUCUUGGAAUAUAAUAGGCAAUUGGGUUUGUGAUUUGGUAAGCACUUACAGUCUAGAUAUUUCUAUUAAUCUAAUCGUCGAAAAAAAUAUCGCACCGAAAAUAAAACAAAUGCAAAGCGUUGCUCUCCUGGCUGGCUCAUAAUGAGCCAAAUAAUCUGGGAUUUAGUUUUCUGCGAUACGUUUGAUGUAUGAAAUGGCACAUCCUUAUAAUAUAAGGUCCCAUAUCGAUAUAUCGAUAAAAUAUCAACAAACAUGCAAGCGACUGUUGGCGGAGCAUUUGGAACACCAGCGUAGAUUAAAUAGAAGCUGGUGGCUUGAACCAUGUGCCGAGUGCUCCUCACGCUCGCCUACUUCCUCCUGACCAUCUCGUCCAUUGUGUUUACGGCCUGCGUCAACAAUGUCACGGGCACCAGAUCACCCGGGUCUGGGUCCAGCACCUCCCUGACGGGGCACAUCCACCGCACUGCGGCGGCCAUCGAACGGGUGAACAAGCUCUGGUGCUACGCCUGCCACACGAUGGACGAUGUCGAGUCCUGCGUGGACGUGGCGGUGCGCAAUGAUUCGUCUCUGUUUAAGAAGUGCCAAGGCGAGGAGUUCAUCUGCAUGGUCAAGCGGUUCUCCUAUCCCACCAGCACAGAGAACUCCACGAGCUCUCCGAAGAUGUGGUCCCUGGAUCGCCGAUGUGUCGCCAACUGCGAGCCUGGCUGCAUCAUCAUCGGGGAGCGGACCAAGCUCUACGCCUGCACCUCCUGUUGCGAGGAGUCUUUCUGCAAUACGGGCCGCGGUGCUGCCUCGGGCAUCUUUCAUCGCGGCAUUGGCACGCGUAUGUUCUGGCUAGCUGCUCCUUUUCUGAUCAACAUAUCGCUGGUCCUGUACAAGAGGCACUCCGGUCACGGCCUCAUCAAGCAGCACUAGUUCCAGGCGUGUAGCGCAGCCCGUAGAUCUGCGCGGUACAACCUCAAUGAAUUUACUCGACGAACCCAAUGUUGCUCAAAUCUACUAUUAUCUUUAAUUUCCUAGCCAAGUAGAUUUCGGAUCCUGUAAGCUAACGUAUGCUACGUUUUAUGAAUGUAUGUAGAUAGUACAAUCCAUGAUCUUUCCGUUUGAUAAUAAAUGAUUAUUUUGUCGCUACUGUGUGAGCUCAUGGACACACUGUUCUCACCUCA
Molecule: messenger RNA, 1183 nt
Organism: Drosophila miranda
Lineage: Eukaryota; Metazoa; Arthropoda; Insecta; Diptera; Drosophilidae
Exons: 3
Coding region: 339-932 (197 amino acids)
Source: RefSeq, a predicted model, not a curated record